Hyla sarda is the source of this 1807-nucleotide messenger RNA. RefSeq names its product pulmonary surfactant-associated protein C-like. Bases 647 to 1252 code for a protein of 201 amino acids. The transcript is spliced from 7 exons. Gene Ontology annotation, cellular component: alveolar lamellar body; extracellular region. Gene Ontology annotation, biological process: respiratory gaseous exchange by respiratory system. The record is from RefSeq and is a predicted model, not a curated record. Lineage: Eukaryota; Metazoa; Chordata; Amphibia; Anura; Hylidae.
GAGGGCAUGCUGGCAGUUGUAGUUUUGCAACACCUGGAGGCACCCUUGUUGGGAACCAGUGGUGUAUGCGCUAUAGAGGUGUGGUGAACUACAACCCCCAGGAGACUACAGAGGCAGCAUGCUGGUGUUAUACCACAGACUGAAGACCCCUGAAUGACACAUGCUGGGAGUUGUAGUCCCUUUUGUGUGUGUAUGACAGUGUAUCCCAACCAGGGCUGAUUAUAUCAGUGUGCUGUGUAUAAGGGGGCCGACCUGGGAAAAUAGUAGGGUGGGUAAAGGGCGGAACAAACAAACAAACAAACAAAAACAAAAACCAGCAAGGCAUGUGGCAUGCUGGGAUUUGUAGUUUUCAGCACAACAAGAAACAGGAAAGAGAAGCAAAGAAAGGAAAACAAAGUGGGGGAUAAAAAGACAACAAAGAACGUAAAUAGAGUAGGCUAAACAACAAGAAUAGAAAUGAAACAAAACAAAUAGGCAGGUCAGGUGGAUGUUGUCACCUGCGGUAUAUUUACAACUACUCUCAUAAGGGUGUACCGUACCUACACCCAAAGUGUGUCAUCCCCCAGGAAGAGAGAUCUGCACAGUGCACCUUAUAAAAGGAAACCAUUCCUAACAGAGUACACAGGUGUGCACAGAACAGCAUUACAUGCAGCCUCACUCCUCUUCUCCUAAAAUGAAAGAGAGUGGAAAGACCUGGGCCUGGGCCAUCGCAGUCCUCAUGCUGCUGGGGAUAAUUGUCGUAGGGGCGACACUGAUUGGGGUGUAUAUGACCCAGAAGCACAUAGAGGAGGUGGUGGAGAUGGCCUUCCAUGCUAAGAAUGGAGAGAAGGUCCAGCAGACGGUCAUGGUGAACAGGGAGGAAAACUUGGCUGCAUUUUAUGUCAACACCAACAACGUGUCGUCCACCAUUCUGUAUGACUACAAUCAUGAAAUCAUCGGAUUCAGACGACUGAACAGCCAGAAAUGUUUAGUGAUGGAAAUGAACGGCGUGGACAUCCCAUCAAUGACCGACAUCCUGAAAGUCAUCAAACACUUCCAGAAACAGAACACCACAUCUGACAAUGACUUAUCCUACGAUCUGGUGGAAGGUGGAGAAGCCGAUCGGACCAAGCUCGGGGUCCCCAUUAAUAUCCUGUGCAGCGACGUCCCCAUUUACUGGGCCACACAGAACAAGUCUCCGCACCUACGCUGGAAAAUCACGAUCAAGUUCAGCAUCUUCGGAAUAAACGUAUCGUUCACCUACCAUUCCUGAUCGACUCGCCCUCCUAUUAUUGUUGUAUCAUGGGGCGUUGGGCGUCGCACGGGACGGAAACGGGUUAGGUGCAAUUUUUGGACGGCAGCCCUGAUCAGUUCCUCCCCCGCUCCCUGAUAGGAGAUAGGCAGACUUUAUACUCCUUGCAGCAUUUCACUUAGGAUUAUGCGGGUGGCGUUGGUAUUCAGGUGGCCCCUGCCCAUAUUUACAUAUCCAGAGUUAUUCUUGGCUUCCACGUGUCACUACUUGAUAGAAGUUGGGCCCGUGGCUAAGCUGGAGGGGCCACUACUUGGAGCUGGUCCAAACCCCUAGCCAUAUAUGCAUUACCCAGUGUGCACUGGGCCCUUGUCUUAUAGGGUCUUAUAGGGCCCGGGACCUAAACACCCAGUGAAACAAAUGCGAUUCCGAGAGCUGAUCGGUGACCUACAGUCGCUGAGCUGCAACAAGGACACAGAUGAUUACAACAAUGUACUGGAGCAGCGCCUUCCCACCAGGGUGCCUCCAGCUGUUGAAAAACUACAACUCCCAGCAUGCCCGGACAGCCGAAGGCUGGAG